AGUAUCGGCACGAACAGACCCAUUAACGAAGCCUACAAGCGUCGCCUUUGCCAGAUCUUCAAAGAACUAGGAGUCCUUCGGCGAGAUGUAAGCCAUCGGUUGCAGGUCGCUUGCACCAAAGCGCAAGUACAGAAAAUUGAGAAUGCCUGCGAUGCUGAUGUGGAAUUGCUUUCGUUCGAAGACUGGAGUAGCGUUGUCGGAGAGAAGGCAGAGCUCAUGGCGGGCAACCACCGGGUGGAAGCGUUCAAAGAGUAUCUGCAGUGUUUAAAGUUGUCGCAAUCGGAGCGAUGGUGGGCGUGCGACGUUUACGAUAAAGACGCGCUACCUGCACAUCUGCACAUCAAGCUACGAGCGAAUCGGGAAGACACUAUUUUGCCAGACAACCACGGCCAGAUAUGGACGGAGCUCGCAACAUUGUCCUCCAAGGAUCCUAGGCUGUUCCAGGACUCGAACACAGUAGUAGAGAAGCAAAUGCUACAGCAUCUUGGGCUUAGCGGCCGGGUAAAGUUCCCAGUGCGGCGGCUGGCCACUUUGUGGAAAAACACGAAUUGGAACCCAAGGAUCACAAGGUGGUGUCAAUUCCCGAUUGGGCAAGCUACGUUUACUAUCUCUACUUUUGAAUGGAUGGCAAGCUGCAGGAUAGACGAUUUUUGGUUCUCCGCAUUUGACCAGGUUAUUGAAGUGAUUUCUCAGAUCCGCAGCCAAUUCAGCUUUGAUGUCCAAUUGAGCAAUUGGAAUAAGCUAGCAGGUCUUCCGCAAACGCGUAGCCGGGAAGAUGUACAGGGUCUAUUCUUCCCUAGUUUGGAGUCAGACACAGAUCCUGGUCCCUCGAGUACUCGUCCACGAGAUUUCCUUUCGGCCAUCAGCGACGAUGCAUACCACAGUUUUUACAACUUUGUCCUCUUAGCGCCAACACGUCGCUUCGUCGAUAUUCAGGCACUACUCAGGACUACAAAGCAAGAAGGAAAGCUUAUGAGCAUUGUGAUAGCUCAUGUUGGGCAGUGGAUGAGC
Messenger RNA from Dothidotthia symphoricarpi CBS 119687, 1011 nucleotides. RefSeq lists its product as uncharacterized. The transcript is spliced from 4 exons. The annotation marks the transcript as partial. The record is from RefSeq and is a predicted model, not a curated record. NCBI's taxonomy places the organism in Eukaryota, Fungi, Ascomycota, Dothideomycetes, Pleosporales, Dothidotthiaceae.